GCUUUGAAGAUGUCUAGAAAGAAACUGAAGAAAUUAACUGGAAAGGAAGACUGUUUGGAUGGCCAGGAUGAGAAUACUACUGAAGACACAAGAUCUUACAAGAACACUAUGAAAGGAGAGACAGAACUCCAGAGAUCCAAACCAGAGAAAGAUGGGCAAGACAAGAAGAAGCGACACCAAAGUUUUACUGUUUCUCAUGAUGCUGAUGAAAGAUCCCAAGGAAAAUCUCCAAAUAGAAGCAAAACUCCAAACAAUUCUUCAGUUCAACCUGAAAAGCAAAAGAAAAUAGUUAUCCAAUUUAAACCCAAAGAAAUUAAACAUGGAAAAAUCAGCUGCACUCCUGACGCAGUGACUGUGAACAAGGAACGAAGUCGCUCCGAGGGAACAGAGAAAAGGCUCUGGUACACCUUUGAACUUCAGAGGGAGAAGGCCCUGAAGAAGAAGAGAGAGAAAGCUGAACUCUGCAAGCUCAAGCUAAAAGCAGAACAAGCCAUGAUAGAGAAGUUUAAGUCGUCAGUAUCCGAAGUGCCACAUAAAAAGGCAGACAGCUCAAAAAAGCGGAGCGAGGAUGGCAGAAUUCCAAAGAAGCCACCCGGCACCUCUGUGGGGACAGAGUGCGGUGGCAGACCGGUCACUAAGGAGUCGCAUGUACUAUCUGGCCUUUGGGAAGAAGAGGAGAAAGAAGAAUAUAAGGAGUUGCCUGUGAAAAAGAGACACAUGAGUAAACACAGAUCAACAGACUCUUCAGCCGAGACACCUUCACGAUGGGACUCCCGUAAGUGGAAAAAGCACGUUGCUGGUUCUCCUCCUGAACCUUCUGGAUGUUCAGGGACUGAAGAGAGGGACUUUGAAGCCACACAAGUAUGUUUUAAGCAGGAUUUGGGGGGGCCGUGCACGUCUGAGUCCUACCAGGAAGGUGAGGUCAGAAAGCCUGUGCCUGUCCAGCAGAACUUUGAAGACUUUCCAGCCCUUCAAGACACUCGGAGCCCAGAAACAGACCAAGAGAUGCAGAUAGUUGAAGACUUGCACGUUGCCCGUGUGGAGAAGAGGAUGGCUCUGUCUGUAGUACAGGCUUGUGGAGAACUUACAAGCAUGGACAUUGAUCUUCCAGAGCAGGAUUUAAAUAUUUCUGCUGAGGCUUUUACUUCUGGUCUGAACAUACUGGUGGUGAUUGACACAAACAUCAUGAUUAGUCACCUUGAGUUUGUCAGAUCCCUGAAGUCUGAGGAUAUACCAGGUGUUGACAGACUUGCUUUAAUAAUUCCCUGGGUCGUCCUACAAGAGCUGGACAAUUUGAAGAAGGGGAAGAUGUUGCAGCAUGUCCGGGACAAAGCGAUCCCUGCAGUCCAGUUCAUCUACAAGUGUCUCAAAAACCAGGAUUCCAAGCUGUGGGGGCAGUCCAUGCAGCUGGCUUCCCAAAAAAUAUAUGGGCUGAGCGAUGAGAACAAUGACGACCGUGUCCUGCAGUGCUGCCUGCAGUACCAGAGCCUCUUCCCUGAGGCUGUUGUCAUCCUCUGCACAGAUGAUAAAAAUCUGUGUAAUAAAGCCAUUGUGAGUGAGGUCAAGGCAUUCUGCAAAGCUGAUUUGGUCACUGCUCUGCAGAACGUGCAUGUGAACAGGCACCAGAGCUGUGGUGAACAGCAGCCCAGACGUGAUACAGCAUUUGAGAAGACACAAGGAAGUGAUGCUGGUUUUACUGCACAAUUCCCAAAUGUGCUUCCACACCUUGAGAAGAACUUAGGAGAAGCUUUGUCUUGUAUUCUGGAGACUGAGAUGAAACUUGCAUUCGGAAACCUGUGGAUGGAGAUCCUGUAUCUGAAGCCGCCGUGGACAUUGGUAAACCUACUGAAGUGUUACAAAAAACACUGGAUGUCUGUUUUUGGUUAUGUGGUGCCAAGGAGCUUACUUUCAACUGUUGAGUGUCUCUCUAAGCACCUUUGUACAGAUAAACCGUUGGACUCCUCAUCAGUGCGUGUCUUGCUCCAGGAAUCCAAAAAACUCCUCCAUGCUUUCAGCUCCAGGUCAGACUACAACGGUGUCCUACCCCAGGCUUAUGCUGCAGUGACUAAACUGUGUGACAGGCUGGGAGAGGUGAGGGCAGACAGUGAACAGGAUUUAUCAGAAGACAUCAUGGUUCUUUCAGAAAAUGCUGAAAAAAUGGAAGCCACGACACCCAAUCUGCCAAACUCUGAAGAAAAAGAGUUACAUCCAAGCUUUCAUGUGGCUCAGGAAAGCAGGCACCAGGAAAUCUGGUCGGUCCUUGAGGGUGUUUGGAACACAAUGAACCUGUUCAGUAUUGAAAUAUUCCAGAAGUUGGACCCCAGUGCAGUGACUAUGGCUGCAAAGUCUUCGUUUGAGGAAGCUUUUUUAGGCCUGCAAAAGCUGUUGGCAGCAGUGAAGGAUAUCCAGGAAGGAAUUAGUAGAAUUUUGAGCCCAACCAGCAGUUUCCAAGAUAUUUGGACCCUCUAUAACUUCCUCAUAAGGCACGAGGUGAAUAACAGUCUGAAAUUCACUGCUGAGGAGCUUUAUGGGUGUGUUUCCCAGGAGCUGUAUAGGGAAAGGUUGGAAGUUGGUUGCUGCCAGCUGGCACAGCUGGAGCAGACCCUGGAGCAGUGCCAGGUGUCAGUGCACAGGGAGGCCAAGAGCAGGGGCUGGCUGUGACACCCCUGGGCUGUGACACCCCUGGGCUGUGACACCUCCGGGCUGUGACACCUCCGGGCUGUGACCUGGAGCUGGGGGGCUCAGCCCUGCCUUGGCCUCACCCAGGUGAACUCUGACCCCCCAGGGGAGGAGAGGGAAGCACUGGAGGAGCCAAAACACCUGCCUUCUGUUGUCAACGGUGCUGGUUUGUGUUGAGUUGAAGGAAAAAACCCUGGUUACCUGUGGACAUUAAAUGUCGAAUUUCUGCUGCAAACCACCCACCAGUAGAAUGCUCUGUCUCGAGGGAGGAUAUCCAUGGAUACCCAGGAAAACCACGGCUGGGCUGGGAUGCAGAGGGGGGCUGGGAUGCUCUGAGUGCUGUUGAUGGGCCCAUAGGAAAACCCUGGUGUUUGUUUUGCUGGUACUUUAGAAGUGACAAGUGAGAUAACUGAGUCUGUUGUGUCCCAUGGGGGGCUCUGGAAGAUGGAAAGGGGCCGAGGACAAGGCUGGGAAUGAAGGACUGAGGAGGGGCAAUGGGGACAGAUGGAUGCUCAUUGUUUUUAAAAACAAAGCAAACCCCACACACACCCCCUCCUGCAGGUGUGUUUGUCCUGGACCCCUUUCCAGAGGAAAGGGAUGUUUUUCCUUUGUUAAAAUGCCUGCUUAAUCUUCACACAGUGGAAACCUGCUGGCAGUGCUCUUUGGGAAAUUCAUCAUCCUUCUCUUGCCACCUCCUCCCGCCAGGGUGGGGCUGGUCAUCCCUGCCCUGCAGGUGACAUCUCUCACUGCGCUGCUGGUUGCUCUCCAGAACUGCCUAAAGCCCAUGAAACUUUCCAAGAGCCAUUCUCCAAGGCCUUUCUAACGCUACCUCUUCAUGUGUAUUUGUACUGAGACAAGAGAUGACUGGCAAAGUUCUAAAAGGUCUAUUUUGAUAUUAACUUUUGGAUGUAUUUGUAAAACCUUGAUUGUACAGAUGUAAUUUAUUGUUACAUUAAACAGUGGUUGAUUCUUGA
Molecule: messenger RNA, 3653 nt
Organism: Empidonax traillii (willow flycatcher)
Lineage: Eukaryota; Metazoa; Chordata; Aves; Passeriformes; Tyrannidae
Gene: SWT1
Product: SWT1, RNA endoribonuclease homolog
Exons: 18
Coding region: 10-2661 (883 amino acids)
Cellular component (GO): nucleus
Source: RefSeq, a predicted model, not a curated record